AUGGGUGCUUAUGCAUUCCUGAUGAUACAACAGUGCCAAGGGAUGUUGGAUGAAAUGGCAGGAAGAUUAACGCCAGAUGGUGAAGAGAUUCUCCGAUCAAUCACUACAAUAUUCAAAAAUGAUAUGAAAGAAUAUGGUAGAAUUGAUUUGCUUCGGUUUGCUUUCGGCUUUACACCGUUAGCAAGAAAGAUCAUCAGAGACAAGAAGGGUUUUGGAGGAAAGACAAGCUAUCCACCUAUAAUGCAGUUGAAAGAUGUGCAAGUCCCAACGAUUCCUUCCCUGAGGAUCAUCAAUCGCGAGAUCACAUUUGAGAAACUCGGCGAAAUCCUUGAAGAAGAACGAACAGAACGUGUUGAUGAGGUAGCCGAGCAUGAUGAAGAGAUCCAGCAAGCAGAAGAGGAACAAAUGCUUAACGACGAUCAUGCAGCCGAAACAAAUGCCGAUGGUUCGAGGAAUUCCUUGGUCUGGGAUGUUGUAGAUGAAGAGAUAAAAGAUCUAUACACAUUCAUGAUAACAAUCCUCAGACAAAGAGCAAUUGCCGAAUCAACAGUUGAUCCAACGAUCAAUAAAGACGAUAGAGCAAGGAAUUGA
Molecule: messenger RNA, 591 nt
Organism: Trichomonas vaginalis G3
Lineage: Eukaryota; Parabasalia; Trichomonadida; Trichomonadidae
Exons: 1
Coding region: 1-591 (196 amino acids)
Source: RefSeq, a predicted model, not a curated record